AUGAAAUUUGAUUAACGUCAAAUGUAAAUUACGUCAAACAUGUGUAAAGUUUAAAUUAUCGUAGUCGUGUCUUAAGGUACUUUUUGUAUAAAUUUAUGUAUGUCCAAGAACUCACAAUCACCAACUCCAUUGUUCGAUCAUGACCGAACCACCACAAAACUCACAAGAAGGCAAAGUAUAUCUUGAAGAGCUGACACGCAAGUUCGUCGAGGAGAAGCGCAAAGUUAGCACCACAGUUCACAACCUGAUCGAGAAUGGCGGGCUGGACAAUGUUUGCAAACAGGUGGAGAUGUGGAAGCGCAACUACCAACAGGUGGAGCGCCAACGCCAGACGUUGGAACGCGAAAAGAAAACCAUAUUGCAGAAGCUGCGGAAGGCGGAGACCGGCGACCACGCGGACAACCCGACUCAAAGCAGCUUACAGGCCAGCAACAACGAACUGAAGGAGAAGCUGGAGGCGUUGGAGAAGCGUUUCACGCAAAUGGACUCGAAAAACGUGAAGCUGAGGGCCAGAAACACGUUGCUGGAGAAGGAAAAGGAGGAACUGACCGCCAAGUUCGAAGGCCUGACCAUUGAAACCAACAAUCUCAGCAUCGAAAUCAGCAAGCUGCGAGGCCUCAACGCCGCCCUUAAGAAUCAAAACUUGAAGCUGAAGGGCUCCAUAUCCGUUCCAGAAAAGGAAAAGGAGGAUUUGAAGAAACAACUGGACACGGUCAAGGGCGAAAUAAACAAUCUACAGACUGUCAUCGGCAAGUUGAAGUGCCUCAACAGCUCGCUGAAGACCCAAAACCAGGAGCUGAAGAUGAAGCUGGCGGCUGGCGACUCGCAGCAAACGCAGGACGAACGACUCGAAGAGGAGAACAGGAUUCAGGUGCAACUAUUGGAGAAGGACAUCGACGAACUGAAAUCAGUUAUACAGCAGUUAGAGAACAAAAAUAAUUCAUUGGAGAAGGACCUAAAGGACAACUCCAUCAAAGACGUGGAACUGGAGAACGAGAAGUUGCGCGUGGAAAUCGAGGAACGGGACAAAACCUUGGCGAAGAUGAAGGAGGAACUCGAGAAGUUUAAUAAGAUCAUUGCGGAGAAUCAAAAUUUAAAAGCAAAUCUAAAUAAAACACAAGGAACUUUAGAAAGGGUGCAGAAGGACUUGGAGAAGGCGUUGUCGCGAGCCAUCAACUGCAGCAAGUUGCAAAUGGAGAACGACCAGCUGAAGAAGCAGGCACAGGACGCAGCCUUAACCCAAAAGUUACAGCAACAGAACGUGGAACUGAAAAACCAAAUGGAGUCUCUAAUGAAUGAUAAUCAAACCUUAAAACGCCACGUCCACCAGUUGUGCCACUAUCAGAACCAUCUCCAGUCAGCAAAAGAACACGACGCCUGCAACAAGCAAACAAUAACAAUGUUGACCACCGAAAACAAGAGAUUAAAACACGAAAUGGACGUGCUGAUGUCAGAUAUGGUGGAGGAACGGAAACGCCGCCUGUCCCAAGCGGACGACGCCUCCAUAAAACUGACGGCGAAGAUCAACGACCUAGAAACCCAGUGCGACCAGUUGCGCAAAGACCUCAACAUAGCCUUAAACGACACCAAGUCCAAAACCAGCGAGCUGCUGCGCGUGCAGAUCAGCGAGGCGAACAUCAAGCAACGCCUGAUCGACAUGGACGACGCACUGAAGAAGGCACGCAAAGAGCUGAACGAGGUGCGUCAAAAGGAACGGGUGAGCGUGACAACGUUGGAGGAGCUGAAGCAACGAGAUAGCUUAUUCAGGCAGAGGAUAGACACGCUCGAGGAGGAGAACCGUAAUUUACAGAAGACGUUGGAGGAGACGACCCAGACGUUGGACACGCAAAGCAAGCAACUGUUGGAGUUGAACAACAGCUACAAACGCAUGAAGGUCGAGAAGGAGAACCUUUUCAAGCAGGUGGAGGCGAUGCCCAAAGAUGACGUGGUGUACCUGAAGGGUGUCUUGUUCAAAGUGACGAGUGAAAAGGAAAACUUGGAGAAGGCCUACCAGUCCAUAAACGAGGAGUACCUCAAGUGGAAGGAGCUGCAGAACCAAGAAGACAUGAAUCUGCGCAACACGAUCAGCCAACUGGAAAUGGAAAACGGGAAGCUGCAAAUACAACUGGAAAACCUGAACAACGGCCAGGCCGUGCAAACGCAACGGGUUCUGGAAGAGGAGGUGUACAGGUUGAGGAAGGAAUCCACGACUUUGAGACACAAACUGAAGGUAACACAAGACGACUACAACAGGUUGAAGUUGGAGGCGCCGAAGGCGAUAGAAAUCCACAAUCAGUACAGAAGGAGGUUGUCGAUUUUGGAGCAGGAGAAGGCGCAACUGUUGGACGAGUUGAACAAGAGCGUCAAGGAGAUGGCAAGCAUCGGAAGCACCGAGGAAACCAUGAGGCUGAGGUCGAGGAUCAAGCAGCUGGAGGACGUGAUGGUGUCGCAGAAACAAAAGUACGACAGCGCGUUCGUGCAGAGCAAAGAGCUGAUGAGUCUCGCCGGCAUGCUCAGGGAUAAGAUGAUGGAGCUGGAGGAAGAGAACGCCCACUUGAAAAAGAACUUGUACCUCAUGCAGUCACACUCCAGAAGUGUCUUGCAAAACAUCUCCUCCGUCGAUAAAACCACCAUCGAACAGAAGGAGAAAAUCACCCAGUUGGAAAAGGAAGUGAAGCUGCUUAAGGCACAACUUGAGGAUGUGUUGAAGAAGUAUAGACACGCCGAAACCGUUCUGAUGGAGAACAAAGCCAUGCGCAUGAAAUUAAAGGACAUGGAGUUGAACGUUGAGUUGCUGAGGAGGGAGCUGAACAACUCCUUGGAGGAUUUGCAGGAGCAGGAGCAACAACUUGCGUUAUUGACCGUAGAAAACGAUAGGCUGAAACAAGGGCAGAUUUAAGAUAAAAUUGUUUAUUACUGUGAUUGUUUUGUGAUAAAUAUAAUGCGGUUUUAUGUUAUAAUUAGA
Molecule: messenger RNA, 2965 nt
Organism: Aethina tumida (small hive beetle)
Lineage: Eukaryota; Metazoa; Arthropoda; Insecta; Coleoptera; Nitidulidae
Product: GRIP and coiled-coil domain-containing protein 2-like
Exons: 9
Coding region: 140-2899 (919 amino acids)
Source: RefSeq, a predicted model, not a curated record